Messenger RNA from Manduca sexta (tobacco hornworm), 6319 nucleotides. RefSeq names its product choline transporter-like 1 (gene Ctl1). NCBI's taxonomy places the organism in Eukaryota, Metazoa, Arthropoda, Insecta, Lepidoptera, Sphingidae. The record is from RefSeq and is a predicted model, not a curated record. The transcript is spliced from 11 exons. The coding region runs from base 396 to 2402 and encodes 668 amino acids. Gene Ontology annotation, molecular function: transmembrane transporter activity. Gene Ontology annotation, cellular component: membrane. Gene Ontology annotation, biological process: transmembrane transport.
GCGUCGAGCACUAGUUUAUUUGUUUGACGGGCACCACCCGUAUACGCAAAGAGAAUUAUAAUAUAUAUGGAAACGUAUACGGCAUUAUAAAUAUAACCAUUUUUUCUGUGCAACUUGAAAUCCACUCCGAAAUUCUAAUUUAAUUGGUAGUAGUAGCCACAUAAAAAUUUAAAGACGUGGAAAGUCGUAGAUAAAUAGUAAUAAGUCAAAAUAUACAUAGGAUACGUUUAAAACGAAGGCUGAAAAGUACAUAAUAACAAGAUACAAUUCGCAGUUGAUUGUAGAAGUUCCAUUUUUAAAUUCCUCUGUAGUAAACCGUAUGUAAUGAAUUUUAAAGGUGAAUUUAAAGUUUGAAUAGGUGUAGCGUCUACAAAGUUCUUAGUACAUAAUUAGAAAUGGGGUGUACCCAAAGUGAAAUAUCUCCCCAAAAUGAAACACCGCGAAAAGGCUGUACCGAUGUCUUGUGGCUAAUUAUUUAUAUUAUAUUUUGGAUAUUGAUGAUAAUAGUUGCUGUAAUAUCAUUUGUGUAUGGAAACCCUCAAAGAUUAAUAAACGGAUUUGACUCUUUUGGAAAUACAUGUGGAGUGAAGAAGAAUCAGAAAUUACUAGAAUUACCUUUAGCUGGGAUAAGCACAGAGGAUAAACCCUAUCUGUUUUUCAUGGAUGUAAAAGAACUACAGAAGUCUCUUAAAAUAUGUGUAAAGGAAUGUCCAAAAAAGAAAAUGGAAUCUCUGAAUGAUAUAAAACAGUUCUAUUAUGAGAGUGGUUCAAAUUUGUGUCGGUAUGACAUAAAUUUAAAUAAAACAACAGUAAAUAAUGAUUUACACCAUUACAUAGGACCAUGUCCCACAUUGCCAGUUUAUGAAUCAUUCCCACUUUUAAAUCGAUGCUUCCCUAAACAUGCAAAGGAGUUGGCUACAAAAGUAUUUACUGAUUUUUAUGACUUACUAAAUAGUUGGGAUACAAUUGAACAAAUGCUGUCAGAUUUGUACUCAUCCUGGAAAGAAAUGAUCAUAUGUGUUAUUAUAGCAUUCAUAUGUUCUUUGAUUAUGGUAUCAAUCCUUCACUUGCUGGCAACCUUAGUGUCAUGGAUCUUCAUGAUUAUAGUAUCUAUUGUCAGUGUGGCAGGCACUGGCCUUCUCUGGUAUACAUAUCAUGAAUUAAGAACUCAACAAAGAAGCUUUGCAGACACACCAUUUCUGGCUGAAUCUUUGAAAAAUGAGAAGGCGUUUUUGUGGUAUUCUAUAAUUGCCACUAUUAUAACAGUAAUUUUGCUGCUGUUGAUAUGGGUAAUGCGUUCCCGUGUCUCUUUCCUGGCUGCUUUAUUUAAAGAGACAGCCCAUUGUCUAGGAUCAAUACCAGCCCUAUUCCUGCAGCCCAUUAUAACAUUCUUUUUCUUAGUAUUAUUCUUCACAUUUUGGUCAUUAGUGGUGGUGUGUUUAGCUACUGCAAAUUAUCCCGGAAUACCUUACAAAACAAACUUUUUCAUUAAUGGAUCCAUACCUAAUCAAAACGAAAAGGCAGCUAUAGAGGCACAAAAUAUAAAUAAAAGUGCUAACUUAAAGACUUUCGCUUUCGAUCCUAUCGAAUUUGAUCCAAUGUGGGUGAAAAGUAUGUGGUGGAUGUGUCUUAUUUGCUUGAUAUGGGGUAGCGAGUUUAUACUUGGCUGCCAACAGAUGACCAUCGCUGGGGCAGUUUCUCAUUGGUACUUUAGAGGUCCCAAUGCUCAUUCUCCUGUGUUGUACUCCAUCGGCAAACUUGUUAAGUAUCAUUUGGGAUCGGUCGCUAAGGGCUCUUUUUUGAUAACAUUAUUUAAGAUUCCAAGACUUAUCCUGACAUAUUUACACGCAAAAUUAUCAGCGAGAGCAGAGAAAGGAUCCGAAUGUGCUAAAUGUGGUCUUAAAUGUGGAAUUUGCUGUUUCUACUGUUUGGAGAAAUUUAUCCGUUAUCUGAACCAUAAUGCCUACACUAUAAUAACGAUUGAAAGGUGUCACUUCUGUAAAGCUGCUGCCAGGGCGUUCAGCACGAUAGUGAACAACGCGCUGCAGGUCGCCACGAUCAACAGCGUCGGCGACUUCAUCCUAUUCCUUGGAAAGUGUAUAGUGACCGCGGUGUCGGGUAUCGUGGGCCUGCUGCUGCUCAAACGGAACACCGACUUGCACUUCUACGCUGUUCCGACGCUCGUUAUAUGCAUUUACUCGUUCUUCAUCGCACACUGCAUACUGUCCUUGUAUGAGAUGGUGGUAGACUCGUUAUUCUUGUGUGUCUGUGAAGACCGCAAUUUGAAUGGAGCUGAAGGUAAAUGGAAAAGUUCAAGAUUGGCUGAGCUCGGUGGCCACAAAAUAGAUAAACAAGACGAGCAAGAUGGAGGGGAGUUGCAGGACCUGCAGGAGAAGUACUAACAUCGCCCAUUUUGCAUGGCGCUUCCUUUUGGCAUGGGUUGCAAGGAUGUUGUGGAGAGUACUAACAAUAUUGGUUAUAGAUAAUGUCAUCCACAAAACGCGCCCUACUACUUUGUCUAAUUACUUGUAAGUGAUUAGAGUGGCCCCAUAGUGCUCCGGCGCAAUGUUAGUCUGUGUGAGCAUUAAAAAAGAUCGAUAAAUAAUUGCAUAAAUAUACAAAGAUAUGAGUAAGCAUAUAGAAUCUUUAUAUUGUACAAUGUGCAUAGGUAUGUUUGUAGCCGUGACGGCACUCCCGUAUAAACCGCAUGGUAAUUUCCAACGUGAGAAAUGCGAAUUUUUUUUUGAUAUGCUUGAGUUACUAUCUAUUCUAAACAAUUUAAAUAACAUAUUAUUACAUAUCGGGUUUUUAAGUAUAACUUAUUUAUCUUAAGUUGAGACAUUAUAAAAAAUAAAACCGUUUUGAAACACCAAGAAUAAAUUAACAUUAUAUAUGGGUUACUAAGAAACUAUUAAAAGGUACGAGCUAUCUAAUUUGCUUUGUUAGUCAUGUCAUUGUGUUUGAAUUAGCUCAUUAAAUAAAUAUUGAAGUCAGUGCUGUAUUUAAAUAAUGUUUAAUUAUCUUGUAUAUAUUAUCAAAAUAUUUUAUUUUGUUUUUGGUGGUUUUUAAGGCUGUUUAAUGUUUUGUUAGUAUGUUUUUAUUUUGCGUUUUUUUAUUAAUCUAUAUUAAUAUUAUAAGAGGAAAAGUUGGUAACUUUGUUUGUAGGGGCUAAUAUCUGGAACUGUUGAACUGAUUUAGAUAAUUCUUCCACUGAUAGGAAGCUACAUUACUUCUGGUGCUAUAGGCUACUUUUUAUCCCGGAAAAAUAUAAUCACUCAGGCGGAACCGCGCCCAAAAUUUUGUAAGAAAUAAAAAUAAUAAGAGAAGAAUAAGUCCAAGAGAGUCAUUAAUAUCCUUUUUGAUUGAGAAAUUAUCUGAAUCAUCAAAGUUCAAUAUCCAACAGCAAUACUCUUAAGGCGAUACCUCAAGGUCCAUUUUCAUACAUUUUGUUUCACCUUUAAUCUGGGUAACUAAACAAGUAUUGGCAAGUAAAGAAUUUAAAUUCACGUCUAGUUAGUGAUUAGUUCUCGCAGUUGAAAGAAAAACGUAAAAAUAAUUAAUAAUCAUGGAUAUUUCGGCCUUUAAAAUUUAAUAUGACGAAAUUUUAAAGGCGAAACGAUUAAAGGUGAAACAAAAUGUAUGAAAAUGGACCUUGAGGUAUCGCCUUAAUAUAAGACAUCGAAGCUGUACCGAACCUAAGAAAAAAAGAAUUUAGAAAUUUGGUCUAAAUGAAAUUUACACAUUCGUACAUAGAACCUCCCUCUUUUUUGAAGUUAGUAAAAAAUUACAAUACGUAAAUAAUAACAAAACAUUAAGUAAAGCAACUUUAGUGACGAAUGAGGGGCAUACUAAUGUGCAUUGAACCGUUGACGGCUAACUGAUGCUUGGAUCAGUCGCCUUAACCCACGAGAACCCGAAAUACCCCCGUUCAAAAUGCGGCGGGGCACAUUUUCGUGAAUGGCAUUAUCUAUACUGUAUUUAGCAUAGAAUAGCAUGUAAUAUGGCGGAGUGGCGAACCCUCCAUGUACAGAUGCAAUUUCUAAAACCUAACUACAAUGGUUUCAUAAAGUUAGCUUUCAAUCAAGCUGGUCUUUGUAUUCUACGUUCCCUGCUUAUGUGUUUCAUGUGGUAAUUGAUAUAAGAAUAUUAAAAUUUUUAAGCUUAAAUGAAGUUCUAUAUUGCAAGGAUUUUUGUAGAAACCGAAGAUUAUCUUCUUCGGGUAGCAGCCAAAUUCUAAUGUUUGUGCUUAGAUUUAACGCGUGGAGUUUUUAAUUGUUCAUGAGUGCUUCUUGUAAUUGAAAUUAGAUAUUAUCUAAUGUUUGGUUGUAAUGUAAUUUACGAGUGAAAAAAACUAUAGAAAUCGAUUUUAGGGUAUUUUCGUACGGAUCCGGCUUGUGAUUUUAGAAUAUUUGAUAUGAGUAAUGAGUAUAUAUUGUUUUUGCAUGGUCUCAUUAGUUUUUGUGUGUUAUUGUUUAAACAAAAUAGUUAUUUAAGACUGUUGUGUAUUUAAAUAGAACUUUCGGACAACGUAGGUAAUCAGUGUAUCAUCUGGAGUGAAGCAUUUUUUGUUUUUGUAUAGAAUCACUUCUGUGCAUGGCAAAAGCAACUUAUACUCCUACUUCAUAUUUGAAAUAUGAUUCGCUGUUUAAUAUUAAACCAACAUUAGUGAUGUUUUUUAUAUUAAUUGUUUUGCGUUAUUUAUGCUUUUGCGUAUUUAUUUUUAUUAUCAGCCACAAGAUGUUUAUUUCCGCAAUAUAGGCCUUACCCAAAGCUUUGUGAAAUGUGCUAAAGUUGAUGAAGGUAAAAUAUUUUUAAUAGACAAUAGUGUCGUACAGUUACCUAAGGUUUGUAAUUCGUGUGGCUAUCCCCUUCAGUGGAAGGGGACUAUUUUUUUAAUGUGGUAUACAUUAAACAAAUAGUCCCCUUGUCUUAUCAAACAUACAGUAACAACCUAUUUUUAUAACCUUGAUAAGAAAAUACUGGGAGUUGAAUUUGUAAUAUUAUUAUCUAUCUACAUGUUUGAGAGUUCUAUUGGUAAUAUUGAGCGAAAUUUGUCGUGAUAAUAGGUGUUAUAAUACACCUGAUGUGCCUUAGUAUUGUGUAUAAACAUACAUGAUCGUAUCCGACAAGUUAAACACAACAUUGCGUUAUGUUUACAGGUAAAUACGUCCAGACAAGGAGAACUUCUUGAUAUUAUUAUAUUUUAUAUACACAAUUUUAAUACGCACAGACUUUCAAUUUGAUUGUUAUUACACAAACUAUGAAUCAUUACUCUGUUGAUUCUCAUUAUUUUGUAAUGAAGUAAGUUAUCUAGAAUGUAAGGAGUAAUGUUAUUUCAUCUUUAUAUUUUUUAUAUAGAUAUAGAACGCAUUUCAUGCAUAAUUUGAAUAGAAAUAAUCUUUGAAUAUUUACAGAUUUUAAGAUGAGUUUAUAUAUAGAUGACAAUAUUUUGUUAUUUAAAGGGAAUCUCUUUAUAAUAAUAUGUUUUAUUAAAUAUAUUCAAGCACAAAAUUGUGCUCAAAAAACAGAAUUGAAGAUUGAUUUCAGCAUUGCAUAAUAUUACUAUGUCAGUAACAUUAUUGAAAUAAGGUUCAAAAUAUUGUGUUUAGUUUUUACUAAAAUAGAAUGUGAAACUUUUACUAAUUUAUUAUAUGUACAACCACUUUACAGUUGUAAACUUUAUUUCAUUAGUCUUAAGUUUUGAAGUACAAUUAUUUAAGUUUUUUUUAUGCUUAACUUAAUUUGGAAAAUAUAUUUUAAUCCAAUCGUAUUGUAUUAAACAAUAUUUUUUAAUCUCAAUUAAUUCUCCAAGCUAUCAUUUACAUACACGAAAUAUAUUAUUUAUUUUUGCAUGACUCGAUAUUUUAGAUUCAUGUCUGUUUUCUCAGUCCUCGUGUCUCAAAAAAGGCUAGUUAUAAUCAUAUUUAGAAUAAUUAAAAUUAAAGACUAUAAGAUAUAUAACUUAUUAAGAUAUGGAACAAGUUGGUAUCAACCUAGAUAAACAGGCAGUUGUAAGGUAAAUGGGAGUAAUGAACAUAAACAACAAUCUAUGCGUUCGUACCGUCCAAGCAGUAAAAGCAAACUGAAUUUUGCUGUUAUUUGAACGCUUUUUUUAGCUCAAUACCUCGCAACUAAUUAUAUAUGUUGUUAUUUUUCUGAUACUAAUACGUGUUUCGGGAUACAGCUAGAGGUAAUCGAUUAGGCACAAGUUACAGGAUCUAUUAAUAAAAUAUCGUAAUUAUAUGACCAAUCAAUUAUUUUGUUGCAUUCUCUUGGCCUUUAGAUGGAUUUAAGCGCAGACGCGAACGCUUUUUUGAAA